Messenger RNA from Mangifera indica (mango), 1445 nucleotides. RefSeq names its product RHOMBOID-like protein 1. NCBI's taxonomy places the organism in Eukaryota, Viridiplantae, Streptophyta, Magnoliopsida, Sapindales, Anacardiaceae. Gene Ontology annotation, biological process: proteolysis. Gene Ontology annotation, cellular component: membrane. The transcript has 7 exons. Gene Ontology annotation, molecular function: serine-type endopeptidase activity. The record is from RefSeq and is a predicted model, not a curated record. Bases 111 to 1265 code for a protein of 384 amino acids.
GCUUAUGGGGAUGACUUUGCUUUGCUUUUGCAUUAGGAUUUCAAACCAGUUCAUCUGCCUAUUUGUUGCAAUCGUUUUGAUCACAAUCUGCCAAACCAGUUAGAGUUUCAAUGGCGACGAAAGAGAAAAAAUCCCUAUCAGGAGCCCAAAUCAGGGCCAAUUCCAGGCUGGGCAACAGCAACGUUGUACACCCAGAAGAUUUAGAGACACAGAGGCCAACUCCAGUUGUUUUUCAAGAAAUCAAACAUUUCAAGAAAUGGGUUCCUUGGUUAAUUCCUUGCUUUGUGGUAGCAAAUAUCAUCGUGUUUGUCAUCACUAUGUACGUCAACAAUUGUCCCAAGAACUCGGUCGGUUGCAUUGCUACAUUUCUGGGUAGAUUCUCCUUUCAGCCCUUUAAGGAGAAUCCUCUGCUUGGUCCCUCCUCGAUCACGCUGCAGAAGAUGGGAGCUUUAGAUGUGAAUAGAGUGGUCCACCAACACCAGGGUUGGCGUCUCAUCACUUGCAAUUGGUUACAUGGAGGAGUUCUUCAUAUUCUGGCAAAUAUGUUGAGUCUUUUAGUUAUCGGAAUUCGGCUUGAACAAGAAUUUGGAUUUGUUCGGAUUGGAUUGCUCUAUGUCAUCUCUGGAUUUGGUGGGAGUUUAUUCUCAGCUCUUUUCAUCCAGUCAAAUAUCUCUGUUGGUGCAUCUGGUGCCCUUUUUGGAUUACUUGGAGGCAUGCUUUCAGAACUUAUCACUAAUUGGACAACGUAUGCCAACAAGAUUGCAGCAUUUGUGACUCUCGUGGUAAUCAUUGCUAUAAAUUUAGCUGUGGGAAUCCUCCCUCAUGUUGACAACUUUGCUCAUAUUGGAGGAUUUGCUACCGGGUUUCUUCUUGGGUUUGUGUUUCUUAUCCGCCCCCAGUUCGGAUGGAUUGCAAAACGAUAUUCUCCUCCUGGAUAUUCUACUUCAUCCAGCCGUAAAUUCAAGAUUUAUCAAUGCGUACUUUGGCUUGUUUCUCUAAUCCUCUUAAUUGUGGGGUUAACUGUUGGCCUGGUUAUGCUUCUCCGAGGAGUUGAUGCAAAUGAUCAUUGUUCCUGGUGUCAUUACUUGUCUUGUGUCCCUACAUCGAAAUGGAGCUGCUCGACGAAUGCUGCAUACUGCUCGUCCAGCCAAGUGGGAAACCAGCUAAAUAUGACAUGUUCGAGUAAUGGAAAGUCUAGCUUUUACAAUAUGUCGGAUCCAACCAUUUCUCAGAUCGAGGGAUUAUGCAGUCAGCUUUGCAGUUGAUUCAUGUUAAAUACAGGAGGGAUGGAUAUUGUUUGUCAGUAGCCGUUUAGAUGUAUGAACCCUCUGUAAUUCCAUUCCCUGUUGCUGUUUCUAUUAUACAUAUUUAGAUCUCUCUUCAAUUUUAUGUAAAUGACCUUCAUGGUGUUAGCAAUAGUUGAAUUGGUUGCUUAAUUUUGGAUA